Molecule: messenger RNA, 1710 nt
Organism: Penicillium diatomitis
Lineage: Eukaryota; Fungi; Ascomycota; Eurotiomycetes; Eurotiales; Aspergillaceae
Product: putative MFS transporter
Exons: 2
Coding region: 1-1710 (569 amino acids)
Biological process (GO): transmembrane transport
Molecular function (GO): transmembrane transporter activity
Source: RefSeq, a predicted model, not a curated record
AUGGAUACCGGACCCGCCUUGUUCACCGCAUCGCGGACUCAAACGUUGACUUACUUGUUGGCGGUUUGCUCGUUCUCCAUCGCCUUUCUGGUCUUUAUCAAUUCCUCACUUUCAUUUGUUGUGACAGAUCUUCUUGGAGUCAGUGAGGGAGAAGGCGAUGCAGUGGGGACGCUGGGAUUUGCCGAUGAGCUUCUCGCACUUGCGGCGUGUCCGCUGUGGGGUGUGCUCUCUGAUAGAAUCGGAGUGAGGCUUGUCUGUACGAUUGGCUACGCGAUCAUUGCCGUGGCGUUAAUUCUCUUCGUACAAGCCAAAAAUGUUUAUCCGCAAUUGCUCCUGGGGCGACUGUUCUUUAGCAUUGGCGGCGCUGCGGUAUCCACGAUGGUGACUGCCGUACUUCCGGCUGUCACGAGCAGAAGUCUGCAGAGUUCUGUCAAUCGCGCUGAACAGUCCACGACUCCAACCCAGUCAACUGGAGAGGAAGGCGAAACUGAUUGUCAGAGCGCAGCUACCAGCUCUCGUGCAUCCCCGUCAGCUCGACUAUCAGGAUUCGUGGGGCUCUUCGCAGGCUGUGGUGCCCUGAUAUCUCUCGGGGUGUUUCUCCCUCUUCCCGCUCGAUUCGAGAAAAGAGGACUCUCUCCGGCAGAGGCAAUCCGGCAAAGCUACUAUGUAGUCGCCGCGGUGGCCAUGGCCAUCAGCCUCGUCAGCUUUGUUGGACUACGGAAUUUGCCGGAUGAGGACAGAAAAAAUCCGCGUACGUUCUGGCUCAACCAGUCCACUCACAGCCGACGUGACGAGUAUGCUGGAGACGUUCCAGAGGGACACGACGAAAUCCAGCAUGGCCUGCGUAGUUUGCCAUACUGGAAGCAGUUCACCACCGCCUUGUUGCUCGGAUUCCGCAAUCGCAGAAUCGCUCUGGGAUACAUCGGGGGGUUCGUCGCGCGCGCCUCCUCGGUAGGAAUCUCUCUGUUCAUCCCACUGGCAGUGAAUCAUUAUUAUCGCGUGUCCGGGGUAUGCGACGAAGAUCACGAGCCGUUGCCUGGAUCAGGACUUGGUGAGAUAAGAAAAGCUUGUCCACGAGCAUACAUCUUGGCAUCGAUUUUGACCGGGGUAUCCCAACUCGUUGCUCUGAUUGCGGCCCCCGCAUUUGGAUAUCUUACCGACAAGUCCCGGCGGUACAAUGUGCCCUUGCUUGUGGCGGCUCUGGUCGGCGUGGUGGGAUACCUCGCCUUUGGGCUCUUGCCCAAUCCACAAUUCAAAUCACCGGAUGGCAACCCUGGUGUCUUCAUUAUUAUGGGCCUCAUUGGCAUCAGUCAAAUCGGCGCCAUCGUUUGCAGCCUGGCCGUUCUCAGUAACGGCAUUCUUGAAGUUGGCGUGUCUGAGGGCGUGCUAGCUGAAAUAUACGAUCGACGAGUUGAGAAUUGGGGGACGGAUGGUGGCAUCGGAGGAGAGCAACAGCCGUUACUCUCUCGCUCGGCCGAUGACCGACUCCAGCAUCUUUCUCAUUUGAAGGGCUCCAUCGCUGGGGUCUACUCGCUGUACGGUGGCGCGGGUAUUCUGAUCCUUACCAAGAUCGGCGGACUCUUGUUUGACAAGGUUUCAGCGGGGAGUCCAUUCUAUAUCAUGGCUGUAUUCAACGCAUUUCUGCUUGCCGCGGGUGCAGUGUGUGGAAUUUGGAAUCAGAUUGCUCGAUCCAAGAUUGCAUCAGAGUAA